Oncorhynchus nerka (sockeye salmon) is the source of this 1415-nucleotide messenger RNA. RefSeq names its product endophilin-A2-like. Gene Ontology annotation, biological process: synaptic vesicle uncoating. The transcript is spliced from 8 exons. The coding region runs from base 345 to 1388 and encodes 347 amino acids. The record is from RefSeq and is a predicted model, not a curated record. Gene Ontology annotation, molecular function: protein binding. NCBI's taxonomy places the organism in Eukaryota, Metazoa, Chordata, Actinopteri, Salmoniformes, Salmonidae. Gene Ontology annotation, cellular component: glutamatergic synapse; presynapse; cytoplasm.
UGUGAAUUCGAUAGAUUAGGGCCUUAUGAAUUUAUCUCAAUUGACUGAUUUCCUUAUAUGAACUGUAACUCUGUAACUGUAAAAUCUUUUAAAUUGUUGCGUUUAUAUUUUUGUUCAGUAUAGCAGAAGCUACGAUGCCUUGCAGGAAGUAGACUGGUUGCCAGGCAAGUUCCACUCGCAAAGGAAAACUAGCUUGAAGGAGAGUAUGAUCCACUGUUGAGGACUAAACUCCACGGCGAAGGAAGUUUAGUCCGCUGCGGAGAAAACGACGCAGAAGAGAAACUUCAGCAAUUGUUUAAAAGCAACUUGCAAGUAAAGAAAGAAGCUUAUAUCCUGCAUCAAAAAUGUCAGUCGCAGGCUUCAAGAAACAAUUUUACAAAGCAAGCCAGAUGGUCAGUGAGAAGGUCGGAGGUGCAGAGGGAACCAAGCUGGAUGAAGACUUCAAAGAUCUGGAGAAGAGGGCAGAUGUCACCAGUAAAGCAGUGGUGGAUGUCAUCUCUAAAACAUCGGAGUACCUGCAGCCCAACCCAGCGUCCAGGGCCAAGCUGACCAUGCUGAACACGGUGUCUAAGAUGCGGGGCCAGGUGAAGAGCCCUGGCUAUCCCCAGGCUGAGGGGCUGCUGGGGGAGAGCAUGGCCAAGUUCGGACGAGAGAUGGGAGAGGACACCAACUUUGGUGGCGCCCUGGUGGAUGUGGGCGAGUCCAUGAAGAGGCUUGCUGAGGUCAAAGAUUCCCUGGACAUCGAUGUCAAACAGAACUUUAUCGAUCCACUGCAGGCCGUCGUCGACAAGGACAUCAAAGACAUCCAGCACCAUCUGAAGAAGUUGGAAGGCAGGCGUCUGGACUACGAUUAUAAGAAGAAACGCCAGGGGAAGAUCCCAGACGAGGAGCUGAGAUCAGCCCUGGAGAAGUUCCACGAGUCCAAAGAGAUGGCAGAGAGCUCCAUGCACAACCUGCUGGAGACUGAUGUAGAGCAGGUGAGUCAGAUGGCUUCUCUGGUCGAGUCACAACUGCAGUAUCACAAACAGGCUGUGCAGAUUCUGGAGGAGCUGACUGACAAACUCCGAGACAGGGUGAACGAGGCCCAGUCUCGCCCCAGGCGUGAGUACACUCCUAAACCCAAAGCCUCCUUUGACUACGAAGAGCAGGAGCAUUCAAAUGGAGAGUACUCCCCCUCUGCCAACCCCCCUUCAUACUCCUCAGCCUCUGAGCCAUGCGCUAAGGCCCUUUAUGACUUCGAGCCAGAGAACGAGGGUGAGCUGGGCUUCUGCGAGGGCGACAUCAUCAUGCUGACCAACCGCAUCGACGAGAACUGGUUGGAGGGCACUAUCCGCGGCCAAUCGGGAUUCUUCCCCAACAACUAUGUGGAAGUGGUGGUGCCCCUGUAACACUGACAGAACAAGAGGAGCGGGAGG